Amyelois transitella is the source of this 1041-nucleotide messenger RNA. RefSeq lists its product as uncharacterized. The record is from RefSeq and is a predicted model, not a curated record. Gene Ontology annotation, cellular component: mitochondrion. NCBI's taxonomy places the organism in Eukaryota, Metazoa, Arthropoda, Insecta, Lepidoptera, Pyralidae. The coding region runs from base 135 to 917 and encodes 260 amino acids. The transcript is spliced from 3 exons.
UUACCGCCAUGAAAGUCAAAAUAAAACCACACAAAUAAACUUGUCAUUCCAACAAAAAAAAUAGUUAUAAAAUUUUAUUGACAAAAAAUGAAUAAUAGAUAGGUAGAUUGUUAGAAUUUAUACAGUUUAAAGUCAUGGCUUUUUUUCUUAGACCAUACUAUAGAAAACAUUUUUUUCAAAUCGUAACCCAACCGGCGAAAUAUUCCCUUCGAAAGAAUAGUCCUAUAAAUGUUCUUACCAGUGGAAUUUGCUAUCAAAAUAGUCAGAUAAAUAAUCUUAAAUCUGUAUUCUGCACAAGGUCGAUUCAUCCAGUAUUGGUACAGGUUAGACAGUAUUCUUCUGAAAACUUAAAGAAUGACAAUAAGGAACCGACAGAAGAAACUAAGAAAAUCAAGAAACAAGAUGAAUUCCCGAAACCUAAUCUUUUUCAACGCUUCAAGCAAAUGUAUAGAGAUUAUUGGUAUGUUUUAUUACCGGUGCAUAUGACCACAUCAGCUAUUUGGUUUGGUGGAUUCUACUAUGCAGUUAGAAGCGGAGUAGAUGUCCUUGCAAUAUUAGAGUGGAUGGGGAUAAGUGAGACAUUGAUGGCACCACUAAAAGACUCCAGUGCUGGAUAUUUUGCACUUGCUUUUGCUCUCUACAAGAUUGCUACACCACUACGAUAUGCUGUAACUGUUGGCGGGACAACUGUUGCCAUUAAGAAAUUAACUGCAAUUGGUUGGAUAAAACCAGUUCCUUCUACUGAGCGCAUCAAGGAAAUGCUUCAAGAACAGAAGGAUAGUCUUCAGGAUAGAUUCAAAGAAAGCAAAGAACACUAUAAAAGCCAAAUGUCAGAAAAACGCACACAAGUUAUGGAUGAGAUGAGGAGGUAUAAAUCAGAAAUGCGAAGUUUAAAAAACAAAGUUAAAAAAAUGUAAAUUUUUCAUGCAAUAUUUUUGUUAUAUCAUAAUGUGGUCUAACCAAGUGAAUUUAUUUUAUUAAUUUCUAAGUAUGUACUUCAGAACUGGAAAACUGUGACAUGAAUUAAAAUAUAUAUACGAA